Coniosporium apollinis CBS 100218 is the source of this 651-nucleotide messenger RNA. RefSeq lists its product as uncharacterized. Lineage: Eukaryota; Fungi; Ascomycota; Dothideomycetes. The record is from RefSeq and is a predicted model, not a curated record. The transcript has 3 exons. The coding region runs from base 1 to 651 and encodes 216 amino acids.
AUGUCUGGCUUCGCCAGAGAAAUCCGCGCACACGAGUUCCGAGAGAUGCAGAUAGACUUUGCUCGUCUAGUGGGCCUCGAAUAUCCAGAUGAGGCGCGUCAACGGUCAUGGGCACACAGGAAUUUUCGUGUCAUCUGUUCUCAGCUCUACGAGCAGAAAUUCUUUCCACACCAGUACUUCGAAUACCACGACUGGAUGGACUUCUCUCAGAUGGAGCUCAGGAAGGACUUGAUGUCUCGCUACAAGCUCUUGGAAGUACUUGAAAUCUGUUAUUCCCAGCUUCUACAAAGAUACGGCGCCGAGAAGACAUCCCUCGCAGUGCCGCAGUGGCUCGAGAAGACGACACAAGAAUCCACUUACCGGCUUGUGUUCUGCUUACCUUCGGAUGUGCAAUCCUUCUCACAACUCUGGGAGCCGAAGAAGGAACUGACUAUCCGGAAGCGGACGGAUCAUCCAACGCCUGAAUGGGAUAGGAGAUCGUCAGUCGAAGCGUCGUCUUCCAGAGUCGAAGACUGGGCACGGUUCGCACGUGCGGAGGAAGGAUCUCAUAACGACAGGAUGAGGGAGAUGUGGGACACGGGCGAUGAGGCCGAUACGGAGCGCGACAACGAUUGGGACUUGUUGAAGGACUGGAAUGUCGAAGAACUGUGA